GCGGAAGAAGCGCAGGAGCGAGAAGGUCACUGGUGAUCUUUACGAUGGCGGCCUUCAGGGCGCUGGUGUCGGGAUGUGGGCGACUGCUACGAGGUUUCCUGCAGGGACCGGCUCAAGUCAGCUGGGCUCGGCCGCCAGCCCGGGGACUCCGAGAAAUCGUGGAGAUCCAAGAAGGGAAGACAACUAUUAUUGAAGGCCGAAUCAUAGAGACUUCCAAGGUGGCACCAGAUCCUCCUAACCCCUCUGGCCAGUGCCCAAUCUGUCGUUGGAAUCUGAAACACAAGUAUAACUAUACGGAUGUCCUUCUACUGAGUCAGUUCAUCCGGCCCCAUGGGGGAAUGCUGCCCCGGAAAAUCACAGGCUUAUGCUUGGAAGAGCAUCGGAAAGUGGAAGAGUGUGUGAAGAUGGCCCACCGGUCAGGUCUGCUGCCAAAUCAUAGGCCUAAGCUUCCUGAAGGAUUUGUUCCCAAGAAAAAACCCCAACUCAAUAGGUACCUGACGCGUUGGGCUCCCCGCUCUGUCAAGCCCAUCUUAAAGAAAGGUCCGAAAUGGAACAAAGUUCGAAUGGCUGUGGGCUCCCCCCUGCUUAAGGAUAAUGUCAACUACACAGGCAAACCCCUAGUGAUGUACCACUAAAAGGAGGGAGUGGUUUCUAAGAUCUUGGCCAAAGUCCCCAAGCCUCGCUGAUGGGAGCUAUCUCCCAUCAUUUCCAAGAAAGAACUGGAAAGCAAAUCCAGCCUAGAACUGCUGCAGACCCAAAUGUCUUCACAGUUCAUUAUUCCUAACCAAAAUGUGGACAAAAGGGAAGGCAAUAAUAAUGUGAUCCUGAUUCUAAUGGAACUUCUCAUGGAGUCAUGGGCUCUAAAGCAGCUGUUAGUGAUGGGGUGGCCAUCGGCAGUUGCCAUGAGGUAUCAUGACUGGCUUUGACUGAACCUUUGAGUUGAGUGAUAUAUUGCCCAAGAAAUGCCAUAAAACAAGAUACUUGCUAAA
Dromiciops gliroides (monito del monte) is the source of this 989-nucleotide messenger RNA. It is a transcript of the gene MRPS18A, whose product is annotated as mitochondrial ribosomal protein S18A. Gene Ontology annotation, molecular function: small ribosomal subunit rRNA binding; structural constituent of ribosome. Gene Ontology annotation, cellular component: mitochondrial small ribosomal subunit; ribosome. The record is from RefSeq and is a predicted model, not a curated record. Bases 45 to 635 code for a protein of 196 amino acids. The transcript has 6 exons. Gene Ontology annotation, biological process: mitochondrial translation. NCBI's taxonomy places the organism in Eukaryota, Metazoa, Chordata, Mammalia, Microbiotheria, Microbiotheriidae.